Salvelinus sp. IW2-2015 is the source of this 1853-nucleotide messenger RNA. Its product is annotated as endophilin-B1-like. Gene Ontology annotation, cellular component: membrane; cytoplasm. NCBI's taxonomy places the organism in Eukaryota, Metazoa, Chordata, Actinopteri, Salmoniformes, Salmonidae. Gene Ontology annotation, molecular function: protein binding. The record is from RefSeq and is a predicted model, not a curated record. Gene Ontology annotation, biological process: membrane organization.
ACAGCCCCGCCUACUCUAUCUACGAAUGCCACACAUCGACAGUCGGAAAACUCCCUAAAACGAAACAGUCAACACUUGGCUGCUUCUUGUCAAAAUCUAACCACGGGAAACGUAGCUAGCGAGGAAAAUAUUAAUUUGUUUACCAUUCCUCUGUAUGGAUAAGUAAUUUGCCAGCUUUUUGAGCACAAAGUGUAAUCUACAACUAAACAUGGAUUUCAACGUCAAAAGGUUAGCAGCAGACGCCGGUACUUUAUUCAGUCGUGCGGUUCAAUUUACAGAGGAAAAACUUGGGCAAGCUGAGAAGACUGAGUUGGAUGCUCACCUGGAGAACCUUCUGUGCAGAGCAGAAUGUACCAAGCAAAACACGGAGAGAAUCAUGAAGCAGACAGAGGUUCUACUACAACCAAACCCAAAUGUCAGAAUAGAGGAAUUUCUGUACGAGAAACUGGAGAAGAAAGUCCCCACGCGGAUGAACAACCACGAGGUGCUUGGCCAGUCCAUGAUCGAGUCGGGGAGUGAGUUUGGCCCUGGAACGGCCUAUGGAAACGCACUUAUUAAAUGUGGCGAGACGGAGAAGCAGAUUGGAGGAGCGGAGAGAGAGUUCAUCCAGAGCUCAGCAAUCAACUUCCUCACGCCGUUCAGGAACUUUCUAGAAGGAGACUUCAAAACCAUCCUGAAAGAACGGAAGCUUUUGCAGGUGAAGCGUUUGGAUCUGGACGCAGCAAAAACCAGGCUAAAGAAGGCCAGAGUUCCUGACGCUCGAGCAGUGGCGGAGCAGGACCUAAGGAUGACCCAGAGUGAGUUUGAUAGACAGGCUGAGAUCACCAGGCUGCUCCUGGAGGUCAGCAGCACCCAUGCACACCACCUCCGCUGUCUGACUGACUUUGUGGAGGCCCAGACUACAUACUAUGCCCAGUCUUACCAGUACAUGGUUGACCUCCAGAAGCAACUGGGGAGCUUCCCGUCUACGUUCUCCUCCAACAACAACCAGUCGUCUAGUAGUUCCGGUGGGGCCAGUAUCUCAGUACCAACCAUCCCCUUGUCUGCCUCCAUGCUCAGCCCCUCUCCCGGCCUGGGCUUGUCAGGCUUCAGUGAGCUCCGGAUCUCCAGCGGCAGCCGUAAAGCCCGCGUUCUCUAUGACUACGAUGCUGCUGGCAGCAGUGAACUCUCCCUGCUCGCUGAUGAGGUCAUCAUGGUGAGCAGUGUCCCAGGCAUGGACUCUGAUUGGCUGAUGGGCGAGCGGGGUACCCAGAAGGGUAAAGUGCCCAUCACCUAUCUGGAGCUGUUGAACUGAUCAGAGCGGAGUGAUGCCUGUAUGUGGGAGAGACUCAAGAGAGUCCAGACUGCGGGGCCCGUAUUCAUAAUGCAUCUCAGAGUAGGUCCUAGGAUCAGUUUUACAGUUUAGAUUAUAACUAUAUGAACAGGCGGGAUCUGAUUACCUGAUCCUAGUUCAGCAGUCAUACUCUGAGACGCUUUGUUAAUACAGGCACCAGGAUCCAGAGGAAAGCAACACGCAAGCCCAGUGUAGUAGAGCAAGGUUUCCCUAUUUAUACUGUCUACCACGGGAUAUGGUCUGCUCCAUGCUAAUUCUGUCAAUUCAUCAGGAGAAUUGUAAGUCAAUGGAAAACAGUGACAAUGACAUUGUGAAUUGAAAUUCGUCAAAGGAAUUGGACGGAUUGAAUUGGAACUGACCCUAUCCCUGCCGUGCCAUGUAUGCAACUGUUUAUACAAGCCGCUUCCAUGUUUUUCGCUCAAUGCAAUCUUAAUUCAAUAUGUGCCAGACUUUCUCCACAACCUUCCAUUUGUACAACCGAACCUUUUGUUUAAAAUACAAUUCAGAUGUUGAUCUUAAA